Molecule: messenger RNA, 456 nt
Organism: Parastagonospora nodorum SN15
Lineage: Eukaryota; Fungi; Ascomycota; Dothideomycetes; Pleosporales; Phaeosphaeriaceae
Exons: 2
Coding region: 1-456 (151 amino acids)
Source: RefSeq, a predicted model, not a curated record
AUGGCUGCUGUGACGCUGAUAUCAUUGAUUUGCUUGGGCAAACCGCCAGGUGCAUCUAAGUUCCAUGUCACCUUCACCGACAGCCAAGCACUCAGCCGAGAAGGCUAUUCCACUGGCAUCGGUCCUCACAUUCGUGCAGGCGGCGUAUACCAAGACACGACUGCAAUGUUCCACCCCAUGGCCAACAAGAAGUGGCGAGCGUUCGUGAUGCAGUAUGUCUCAAGCUUUGUCGUCAGCUUGAAUGAUGCUCGGACGCCGCGUUGCAAGAUGGGCAUAUUGCGAGAUUACUUCUAUGGCGGUGAGCGCUUGGGCUACGACUUCCUACCCAUCAUCAAUGGGCCUUUGAAUCAUAAUUUCAGGAGUAAUCUGCCGCGGGAGACAAGAAAGACGUGGGCGAUGAGCCUGAGGACUCCGAUGCUGUUGUUGAUUUCACCAAUGACUAUUUCGAUCGAUUAG